Molecule: messenger RNA, 2195 nt
Organism: Daucus carota subsp. sativus
Lineage: Eukaryota; Viridiplantae; Streptophyta; Magnoliopsida; Apiales; Apiaceae
Product: tRNA threonylcarbamoyladenosine dehydratase
Exons: 11
Coding region: 239-1603 (454 amino acids)
Biological process (GO): cyclic threonylcarbamoyladenosine biosynthetic process
Cellular component (GO): plastid
Molecular function (GO): ubiquitin-like modifier activating enzyme activity; tRNA threonylcarbamoyladenosine dehydratase activity
Source: RefSeq, a predicted model, not a curated record
GUGCGUGUGCCUGUGCGAGAUAUUGGGGAUGUGGUAACAUAAAAAUAGGGUUGUGUAAAGUGAAGAGAUGCAAUAUACAGUUAUACACAUUGCUUGUGAGUUGUGAACGUAGAUUCUCCAGAAACACAACGAAGAUGGAGGAAAGAGGCAAGUAUGUGGCUUUAAUUGGAGUUGGAGCGCUACUAGGUUCUCUUUCAACCUUGUCGAUUCUUAAGCUGCUAUACAAGAGGACUAUUAGAUGCCAGCGCGCUUACUCCUAUUCCUUGUAUGUUGCAGAAAGGACCGUAAACUUGCAUAUAUGUCCAUCAAAGAGGCAUUAGAAACCAAUGAUCUUUAUUUUGCAGGUAAAAAUUGUAUGUCAAAUGCAGUUGUCAAGGGUUCUAACUUUACAAGCGCUAAUGAAUCCAGCACCAGUUAUCUGGACAUGCUAAAGGAUGACAUUGUUUCUGAACACCUCACCAGAAAUAUUCAGUUCUUUGGCCUCAAUUCCCAACAGAAAGUGACCGCGUCUUAUGUUGUAGUCAUUGGUCUUGGAGGGGUAGGAAGUCAUGCUGCUUCUAUGCUUCUGAGAUCUGGGGUAGGAAGGCUUCUUCUAGUUGAUUUUGACCAGGUGUCACUUUCAUCUCUAAAUCGUCAUGCUGUUGCAACAAGAGAAGAUGUUGGCACCUCAAAAGCUCAAUGCCUUAAGAAACACUUUUCCUCAAUUUUUCCAGAGAGUCAUGUAACUGCUAAGGUGUUGUUAUAUGAUGCAUCCUCAGAGGAAGAAAUCCUUUCCGGGAACCCUGAUUUUGUUCUGGACUGCAUUGAUAACAUUGACACGAAGGUUUCGCUCCUUGCUGCAUGUGUACGUAGGGGUGUAAGGGUUCUGUCUGCAACAGGAGCUGGGGCAAGAGCUGACCCUACAAGAAUACGUGUGGCCGAUCUAAGAGAAUCGACCAAUGAUCCACUUUCCCGAGCUGUUAGACAUCAUCUAAGAAGAGAUCAUGGUAUUGAAGGUGGUAUUCCUGUUGUUUUUUCAUUGGAGAAACCCAAAGCAAAGCUACUACCCUUUAAGGGACCAAGUGGAGAUGAGGAAAAGCCUUUAGAUUAUCAAAUAGUACCAGGAUUUAGAGUUCGCAUAAUACCUGUGCUUGGGACCAUACCUGCAAUUUUUGGACAAGUCAUGGCUUCCUAUGUUCUUACUCAACUGGCAGAGUUGCAAGUCCAAACAGAACCUGUGGUGAAUUUUGACAUGCAUCACUAUCAAGUGCUCCAUCAGCGUCUUAUUGAGCAUGAGGAGCUAUUAUAUGGCACAUCUAUGCAAGUUCAGGUGGAUGUGGAAGAAGUUAGAUACAUUGCCAAAGAAUUAUGGCAUGGGCACAGUGCAAAAGACGAAUCUAUUAAAGACUUCGGCCGUGCAAUGUGGCGCUCUGUUAAUGACUUGAUGCUUGUGAGAUGGGAUCAAGCAAAGCCAGCUUCAGUUUCAAAUCUGAUUCUUUUAAGAUUCAAAGAGGCUGAUGAACACGAGUCGAGGACACUUGAAUACAUAAGAGAGAAGGAACCACAAUUUUACAGGAGGGUGACAUCUGUGCUGAAGAAAGCUGAAUUUGAUUUCGGACUGUGAUUAUAGGGUUUAGGGUUUUUUUUGGUGGUUGAGUGGCAGACAGCAGCAGCAAUAUGUCAGGCUCGGAUAUAGUUAUCUUCCUGCUAUCUGGUUCAAUUAUUUUCAGCUCAACUUUUGAAACUAGAUCGAGUUGAAGACCAACAUGAAAUGGUGGAAACCGAUGAAAACUACUGCAAAGUAUGUACCAAAUUCCAAAUUAGUUAUGAUAUGGUGAUUGUCCUCCAUAAAAGAUUUUGAGUGAUGAACAUGUACAAGUUAAAAGGAUUGCAAUUGCUGGUGAGUUUUGGGGUGGGGAAAUAGGCACAUUAAUCCUUAUGACGCCAAAAAGACGGGGACCAACAAGAAUAUCUCAUCACCCUGGUCUAUAAAUAGAAAAUUAGUUAUUAAAGUGUAAUUGUUGGGGAGUGCUUGGGUCUGGGAAAUAUGCCCAUCAAUCCUGAUGAUGAGGCCAAGAGGGGACCAAACAUUCCUCAUUCGGUUUACAAAUAGAAAGUCAAUUUUACAGCGGUUAGAAAAGAUGACUGCCAGGCUGUUAACUCUUAACCUUUUAUGCAAAAGAGGAAGAUAUUACAUAUCUAGUUUGAUUGAUAAA